This is a messenger RNA of Colossoma macropomum (tambaqui), 1296 nucleotides long. RefSeq lists its product as uncharacterized. The record is from RefSeq and is a predicted model, not a curated record. The transcript is spliced from 2 exons. Lineage: Eukaryota; Metazoa; Chordata; Actinopteri; Characiformes; Serrasalmidae. The coding region runs from base 259 to 960 and encodes 233 amino acids.
GGCGGUGAAGGGGGGCUGAAGAGAGCUGACAGCAUGCUGAUUCAAUGUGUGUGAAUGUGUGUCUUCUCCACAGUACGAAAAGUCUUGCUAAGAAGUAACUGAUGAGAAAGGUGGAUGUGCUUGCUAAAGAAAAGAAGUCUCAUUCUUUGAGGCCAGCAGUGAAUUUUUCAUCCUGUCUGGAAAUAGGCAACCUGAAGAGCCCAGAAAUUUUACUCAGCGGAAAGUCACAGCAGGCCAACAUACACACAGACUGACAGCAUGGCUGAAGCCAAGGCCUCAUUGAGUUCUACGCAGUCUGGUGCAAAGAACUUGGAUGCCGAGCAGAAUGCUCUGCUUCCAGAAGAUCACAGCAAGAACCAUUUUGAUAUCAUCCAACUGCAGGAAAAGGUGGGGCUCUUAGGCAGGGCGGAGUCAGUGGAGUCAGCAGAGAUGGAGGUCCAGAGCAGCACGCUGAGUGAUAAAGAGCUUAUGGAGAUGAGAGCAGAGUUUGAUGCAUCCGUUUCACCUGUCCUGUCCCUAGAGGAAUCUGACCUGGAGCCUCCAGAGGCAGGAGAGCUUCUGAUGUGUGUGGAGGAGCCAGAAGUGGAAGAAAUGAUGGACAAUGUUCCACUGACCACUUUUACUCCUGCAACCCCUCUCCCUGAGUCCCCUGCCUUCAUCUCAGCACCUGAAAUGAUCUCGGAUGCAUUACAUUACCUUCCAUGCCCACAGGAACUUCCUUUUUUCUCCACAGCAGCACCAGAACCAGCAGAAAGCCAUAUGAGCUCUAAGUCAGAGUUAACUGAUGAACCCAAUAAUUCCGAGCCGUCUUCAGAUUCACUUAUUGAAAAAGCCCCACUAAAAGCACAGCCUCAGCUUGCUGCUCCUGCCUCCCGUUCAUUUGAGCUAUCAGUGCUGCUGACUGGUGGUGUUGCCUUAGUGGCUGUAGUGAUAAUGACAUACGUUUUAACCAGGAAGUAAGAGGAGGUUCAUGGAAAAUGUUUUUUUUUUAAUCUAUGAUGUCAUUUUUCUUUUUUACAUUUCUUUAUGAUACACUAUGUGUCCAACAGUAUCUACACAUCUCCUCCUAAUUAGUAACUUCAGUUACUUUAAGGUGCACUCAUUGCUGACAAUGUUUAAUUACAUACACACAGUUUAUAUAGUCUCCAUAGAAUAGCACUGCCAAUAGAAUGGGAUUCUCUGAAGCAGUCACACAUGAGCCCAAUGUGGCAUGCCCAAUGCCAAGCGUCAGCUAGAAGGGUAUGAAGCCCCCCAGCAUUGGGCUGUGAAGCAGUGAAACUAUGUUCUCUGGAGUAA